Salvia miltiorrhiza (redroot sage) is the source of this 630-nucleotide messenger RNA. Its product is annotated as 3-ketoacyl-CoA synthase 19-like. The transcript has a single exon. Bases 1 to 630 code for a protein of 209 amino acids. Gene Ontology annotation, biological process: fatty acid biosynthetic process. NCBI's taxonomy places the organism in Eukaryota, Viridiplantae, Streptophyta, Magnoliopsida, Lamiales, Lamiaceae. Gene Ontology annotation, cellular component: membrane. The record is from RefSeq and is a predicted model, not a curated record. Gene Ontology annotation, molecular function: acyltransferase activity, transferring groups other than amino-acyl groups.
AUGGAAACCCCCACAACCCUCCUCCUCCUCCUCUUCCUCUCUCUCCUCCUCACACUCACCUUCCUCCUCAAGCGCAAGCACUCCACCACCUGCUACAUGCUCAACUACGAGUGCUACAAACCCUCCGACCACCUCAAACUCGACACCGAGGCCUCCUGCCGCGUCGUCCUCCGCAACACGAACCUCGGGUGGGAGCAAUACAAGUUCCUCCUCAAAACCAUCGUCAGCUCCGGCCUCGGCGAGGAGACCCACAGCCCCGCCAACGUCGUCGCCGGCCGAGAAGCCGACCCGUCCCUCCCCGACUCCCUCCAAGAGCUCGACCACAUCUUCUUCCAAACCCUAGACAACCUCUUCGCCAAAUCCCGAGUCUCGCCGCGGGAGAUCGACAUCCUCGUCGUCAACGUCUCGCUGCUCUCGCCGGCUCCCUCUCUAUCGUCUCGAAUCAUCAACCGCUACGGAAUGCGCUCCGACGUCAAGGCCUUCAACCUCUCCGGCAUGGGCUGCAGCGCCAGCCUCGUCGCCGUCGACCUCGUCCGUCAGCUCUUCAAGACGUAUCGGAAUAGGCUCGCCGUCGUCGUCAGCACCGAGUCCCUCGGCCCCAACUGGUACGACGUCUGUCUCCUUAAUUGA